This is a messenger RNA of Danaus chrysippus (African queen), 1374 nucleotides long. Lineage: Eukaryota; Metazoa; Arthropoda; Insecta; Lepidoptera; Nymphalidae. The record is from the annotation of a GenBank genome assembly.
AUGGAUGAAAGAGGAGAGACGGUUCAUCUUCAGCCAGUUCCUGAUUCUCUUGAGAACCCGUCGCCAUUGCCCGCCAAAGAGGAUUCCGAUGAGGACUACGAUCCGCACGAGCAUAGACAGUUGGCUAAACCUACGAAUAAUGCGGAGACGUUGAUUCAUCUGCUGAAGUGUAGCUUGGGAACUGGUAUCCUGGCUAUGCCACAGGCCUUCGCUCGAGCUGGUCUGGUCACUGGGAUUUUAGCCACUGUGAUAGUUGGAGUCAUAGUCACACACUGUCUCCAUGUUUUGGUAAGAUCUCAGUACCAAGCGUGUAAACGUCUCCGGGUUCCUCUCCUCACGUACCCCGAGUCGAUGUCAACAGCCUUGGGCUGUGGGCCGGAUUUCCUUCGUAAGUUCGCUCGACCUUCCGCCCUGGCCGUGGAUAUCUUCCUCGUGGUCUACCAGCUGGGAAUAUGCUGUGUCUACAUAGUGUUUAUAGCUGAUAACAUAAAAAGAGUUUGCGAUCCAUAUUACAAUAUGGCGGUUGAAUUGCAUAUGCUGAUAAUCCUACUGCCGUUGAUAGCCUUCAACCUUAUUCCAAGUCUUAAGUUAUUGGCGCCAUUCUCCGCUCUGGCCAAUGUCAUGACUUUCGUUGGUUUGGGUAUUGUGGUGUACUACCUGCUUUCUGGUGAGAAGAAAUCGGAUUCGCCUUUGGACCUAUGGGGAUCUACGGCGACUUUUCCGCUGUUCUUCGGGACUAUUCUCUUUGCACUUACCGCAGUUGGUGUGGUGAUUACGGUGGAGAACAACAUGAAGACUCCCAAAUCCUUCGGCACUCCUUGCGGUGUCAUGAAUACAGGAAUGUUCAUCAUUGUAUUAUUGUACGUGGCGGUCGGAGCAUUGGGUUAUGUCUUCUGUGUGGACAAGUGCAGCGACUCUAUAACACUGGACCUGCCUCAGAACAGCCCUCUAGCCACCAGUGCCAUAAUAAUGUUCGCGGUGGCCAUCUUCAUCAGUUACGGCCUGCACUGCUACGUGCCCGUGGAGGUUCUAUGGAAGGGCUACGUCCUGCCUCGCGUUGAACGAUCAGCGCCAAACAAAACAAGAUUCUAUGAAUAUGCACUUAGAGUAUCUCUUUGUUUGCUCACAUUCGUACUAGCGGUGGCCGUACCACGUCUUGGUUUAUUUAUAUCGCUGUUUGGAGCUCUAUGUCUGUCCGCGCUUGGGAUCUGUUUCCCAGCACUAAUGGAGGUCUGUCUCAGCUUCCCACAACGAGCCAGCACUUCCAGGAGCCUGCUGUUCACUAAAGACGCCAUCCUCUUCAUAAUCGGCAUCGUGGGUCUCAUAGCGGGCACUUACACCGCUCUACACAGCAUAGUACGCUCUUUCACAUAG